AUGGUGACGGUGACGGUGACGACGGAGGCUCAGCGCCGCCGGGACAUGGUUCCUGGGGGUGGUAAUGGCAUCUUCUGGGCAUCUCGGCCCCAUCCAGGUGAGGGCCCCAUCCAGGUGAGGCCGGUACCCGUAACCGCCCCCGUGCCCCGGCAGAGGGACGGCAAGAAGGAUUAUUACCAACGCGUCUGCAUCGACUCCGAGACCCUGGAGGUGGGCGACUGCGUGUCCGUGAGCCCCGACGACCCCACCAAGCCCCUCUACCUGGCCAGGGUGACGGCCAUGUGGGAGGACAGCAGUGGCCAGAUGUUCCACGCCCACUGGUUCUGCCCGGGCUCGGACACCGUCCUGGGGGCCACCUCGGACCCUCUGGAGCUGUUCCUGGUGGACGAGUGCGAGGACAUGCAGCUGUCCUACAUCCACGGCAAGGUCAACGUCAUCUACAAGGCGCCCUCGGACAACUGGGCCAUGGAGGGCGGGCUGGACACGGAGAUCAAGAUGGUGGAGGACGACGGGAGGACCUACUUCUACCAGAUGUGGUACGACCAGGAGUACGCGCGCUUCGAGAGCCCGCCCGGCGCGCAGCCCACCGAGGACAACAAGUACAAGUUCUGCAUGAGCUGCGCGCGCCUGGACGAGGUGAGGCACAAGGAGAUCCCCAAGGUGGCCGAGCCGCUGGAGGAGGCCGACGGGAAGAUGUUCUACGCCGUGGCCACCAAGAACGGCGUCCAGUACCGGGUCGGCGACGGCGUCUACCUGCUGCCGGACGCCUUCUCCUUCAGCGUGAAGCCGGCCAGCCCGGCCAAGAGGCCCAAGAAGGAGGCGGUGGACGAGGAGCUGCACCCCGAGCACUACCGGAAAUACUCGGAGUACAUCAAGGGCAGCAACCUGGACGCGCCCGACCCGUUCCGCGUGGGCCGCAUCAAGAGCAUCUUCUGCAGCCUGCGCGGCAACGGCAAACCCAACGAGGCCGACAUCAAGCUCGGCAUCUACAAGUUCUACAGGCCGGAGAACACGCACAAGUCCACCAAGGCCAGCUACCACGCCGACAUCAACCUCCUCUACUGGAGCGACGAGGAGACCACCGUGGAGUUCCGGGCGGUGCAGGGCCGCUGCUCCGUGGUCUACGGCGAGGACCUGACCGAGAGCAUCCAGGACUACUCGGCCGGUGGCCUGGACCGCUUCUACUUCCUGGAGGCCUACAACGCCAAAACCAAAAGUUUUGAGGAUCCUCCCAACCACGCCCGGAGCGCCGGGAACAAAGGGAAGGGGAAGGGGAAAGGGAAAGGGAAGGGCAAAGGGAAGGCGGCGGGCGCGGAGCAGAGCGAGCAGGAGCCGGCCCAGCUGCAGGUGCCCAAGCUGAGGACGCUGGACGUGUUCUCCGGCUGUGGGGGCCUCUCCGAGGGCUUCCACCAGGCAGGGGUCUCGGAGACGCUCUGGGCCGUGGAGAUGUGGGAGCCGGCGGCGCAGGCGUUCCGGCUCAACAACCCCGGCACCACCGUGUUCACCGAGGACUGCAACGUGCUCCUCAAGCUGGUCAUGGCGGGCGAGAAGACCAACUCGCUGGGCCAGAAGCUGCCCCAGAAGGGCGACGUGGAGAUGCUCUGUGGUGGCCCCCCGUGCCAGGGCUUCAGCGGCAUGAACCGCUUCAACUCCCGCACCUACUCCAAGUUCAAGAACUCCCUGGUGGUCUCCUUCCUCAGUUACUGCGAUUAUUACCGGCCGCGCUUCUUCCUGCUGGAGAACGUCCGGAAUUUCGUGUCCUUCAAGAGGUCCAUGGUGCUGAAGCUGACCCUGCGCUGCCUGGUGCGCAUGGGCUACCAGUGCACCUUCGGGGUGCUCCAGGCGGGGCAGUACGGCGUGGCGCAGACGCGGCGCCGUGCCAUCGUGCUGGCGGCGGCGCCGGGCGAGCAGCUGCCCAUGUUCCCCGAGCCCCUGCACGUCUUCGCCCCCCGCGCCUGCCAGCUCAGCGUCGUGGUGGACGACAAGAAGUUCGUCAGCAACAUCACCCGGACGUACUCGGGCCCGUUCCGCACCAUCACGGUGCGGGACACGAUGUCGGACCUGCCGGAGAUCCGGAACGGCGCCGCGGCGCUGGAGAUCUCCUACAACGGCGAGCCCCAGUCGUGGUUCCAGCGCCAGAUCCGCGGCUCCCAGUACCAGCCCAUCCUCAGGGAUCACAUCUGCAAGGACAUGAGCGCGCUGGUGGCGGCGCGGAUGCGGCACAUCCCGCUGGCGCCCGGCUCCGACUGGCGGGACCUGCCCAACAUCGAGGUGCGGCUCUCCGACGGCACCACCACCCGCAAGCUGCGCUACACCCACCACGAGCGCAAGAACGGCCGCAGCAGCUCCGGCGCCCUGCGCGGCGUCUGCUCCUGCGCCGAAGGGAAGCCGUGCGACCCGGCCGACCGGCAGUUCAACACCCUCAUCCCGUGGUGCCUCCCGCACACCGGCAACCGGCACAACCACUGGGCCGGGCUCUACGGGCGCCUGGAGUGGGACGGCUUCUUCAGCACCACCGUCACCAACCCCGAGCCCAUGGGCAAGCAGGGCCGCGUCCUGCACCCCGAGCAGCACCGCGUGGUCAGCGUGCGGGAGUGCGCUCGCUCCCAGGGCUUCCCCGACACCUUCCGCCUCUUCGGGAACAUCCUGGACAAGCACAGACAGGUGGGCAAUGCGGUGCCACCUCCCCUGGCCAAGGCCAUCGGGCUGGAGAUCAAGGCCUGCGCAGUGGCCAAAGCGCGCCAGGACACGGCCGGUCUCGCCGCUGUCCCGGAGCCGUCGGGCGCGGCCGCCUGAGCCCGUUCGGAGCCGGGGGGAUCGGGGGGUCUCGGGGGGUCUCGGCUCCCGGGGCUGCUGCGGCCUCGCCGUUGCUUUCAGUUGCCUUUUGGGUCUUUUUUCCCCUUUUUUGGUUUUUUUUCCCCCUUUUUUGUUUUUUUUUCCCCUUUU
Messenger RNA from Taeniopygia guttata (zebra finch), 2946 nucleotides. NCBI's taxonomy places the organism in Eukaryota, Metazoa, Chordata, Aves, Passeriformes, Estrildidae. The record is from RefSeq and is a predicted model, not a curated record.